AUGGCCGCCGUCCCCCUCGGUGCCGGCGCCGGCGCGCCGCCCGCGCCGCCGCAGCUCGACUACCCGCCCCCCGGCACCGCUCUCGUCGAGGAGCUUGACAAGAAGCUGCUCAUCCAGCUGCGCGACGGCCGCAAGAUCAUCGGCGUGCUGCGCAGCUUUGACCAGUUUGCCAACCUCGUACUGGAGGAGGCCGUGGAGCGCAUCAUCGUCGGCGCCCAAUACAGCGACAUCCCCCUGGGCAUGUACCUGCUGCGCGGCGAGAACCUAGUGCUCAUGGGCCAGCUCGAUCCCAACCACGAGGCGCCGCCGGGCAUGCGGCUGGUGGCGGAGCCCGUCAUACGCGAGGCGCUGCGCGCGGAGCGGGAGGAGGCGCGGUUGAGAGGCACCAUGCGCGCGCGGUUCGACUUUUUGGAAAUGGAGUGA
Molecule: messenger RNA, 423 nt
Organism: Monoraphidium neglectum
Lineage: Eukaryota; Viridiplantae; Chlorophyta; Chlorophyceae; Sphaeropleales; Selenastraceae
Exons: 1
Coding region: 1-423 (140 amino acids)
Biological process (GO): deadenylation-dependent decapping of nuclear-transcribed mRNA
Cellular component (GO): P-body; Lsm1-7-Pat1 complex
Molecular function (GO): RNA cap binding
Source: RefSeq, a predicted model, not a curated record